CGACAUUCAGAAUGGCAGGCUUGUCCACUUUAAUCCUCCUUUUGUGUGCUGCUAAAGAUGUGAUGCCCUCCAGUUCUCACUGGAAGCCAACUUGGCCAUCUUACAGAGUUCCAGUUAUCCUGCCACAGUCUACCCUUAACUUGCACAAACCACAGUUUGAUGCUGAAGCCAGACUGGAAGUGGUAUCGCCCUGUGGCCCAGCCUGCCACAAAAGUUCCCCGCUGCCAACUUAUGAAGAAGUGAAGAACUACCUGUCCUAUGAAACCUUGUAUGCUAAUGGCAGCCUCACUGAAACUGAAGUGGGCAUAUAUAUUCUGAGCAACAGCGGUGAUGGGUCUCAAGGCAAAUCUCGAACUAAGAGGCAGAUUUAUGGUUAUGACAGCAGGUUUAGCAUUUUUGGGAAAGACUUCUUAUUGAAUUACCCAUUCUCCACAUCGGUGAAGCUGUCUACAGGUUGCACGGGGACGCUGGUGGCUGAAAAGCAUGUUCUUACUGCUGCCCAUUGUAUCCAUGAUGGCAAGAGUUAUGUGAAAGGAGCUCAGAAACUGCGGGUGGGAUUCUUAAAGCCCAAACUGAAAGAUGGCAGCAAAGGGGCCAAUAUCACCAACUCGGCAAUGCCUGAGAAAAUGAAAUUCCAGUGGAUCCGAGUGAAACGGACACAUGUCCCCAAAGGAUGGAUCAAAGGCAAUGCCAAUGACAUUGGCAUGGAUUAUGACUAUGCGCUGCUGGAGUUGAAGAAGCCUCAUAAAAGAAAGUUUAUGAAGAUAGGUGUGAGCCCACCAGCAAGACACUUGCCAGGAGGGAGGAUUCACUUCUCUGGCUACGACAAUGAUCGUCCGGGAAACCUGGUUUACCGUUUCUGUGAUGUCAAAGAUGAAACGUAUGACCUGUUGUACCAGCAAUGUGAUGCCCAGCCAGGUGCGAGUGGAUCUGGGGUGUACGUGAGGAUGUGGAAGAGGCAGAAUCACAAAUGGGAGCGUAAAAUUAUUGGAAUAUUUUCAGGCCAUCAGUGGGUGGACAUGAAUGGCACCCCACAGGAUUUCAAUGUAGCUGUUCGCAUCACACCCCUCAAAUACGCACAGAUCUGUUACUGGAUCAAAGGCAACUACCUUGACUGCAGGGAAGGAUAAAGACAGUGAAACUCCUUGAAAGCACUUAAUGACUGGUUUUAAUUACUCAUCUGAGGAAAGACUAGACUGCUGCUGCAAAUGUGUGUGAUAUGAUCUUGUAACUUCGGGAUGUGAUAUAUAGCUUUUCAAGCAAGCCACCUUGUUCUUAGGACAGGGGCUGUGGGGUGCUGUCAUUACAGCUCAAAACUGGGGAGAAAAGAACAUCUGCUGGGGCGGGAAGGUGCAGGUGGACUUGCUGAAUUUGCAGCUGAGCAACUGAAGAUUAACUAGAGGCGGAUCAGUAAACUACGAAAUCAGAACCGUCUCCAAAGAAUCUUAUAAAAGGGACGCUGUUGACUAUCUCAUGCCUACAAUGUUUGUUUUAAUAAAUCCUAGGAUUAGUGGAAAUGCUUUGAUCUGAACUUUUAAAAGAAAAUAUUUCUAUGCUGUUGGGGGCUGAAGAGGGGCAUUUAAUGGUGUUUGCAACCCAAACAUUACAGCUUUGUGUUCCUGCAUGAGAAAGGGAGUGUGAAAAGGGCAAGGCAUGCGCUGCGGGAGAUGAAUGCCACACAAAUAGCGUGAAGGGUAAAUAACUGCCUAACACUUCUAACCUUCUUUCGGCCUGAGUGAUUUGAGACUUCAUUUGUAACAUAGUUAAGAAAAAUGGUUUUUGAGGAAGCAGACCUUGAUGUUGCA
Molecule: messenger RNA, 1805 nt
Organism: Cariama cristata (Red-legged seriema)
Lineage: Eukaryota; Metazoa; Chordata; Aves; Cariamiformes; Cariamidae
Gene: PRSS23
Product: protease, serine, 23
Exons: 1
Coding region: 12-1130 (372 amino acids)
Biological process (GO): proteolysis
Molecular function (GO): serine-type endopeptidase activity
Source: RefSeq, a predicted model, not a curated record